AUGCCAUCUCUAGAGGCGUUGUUAGAAUUUUUAACAACUAGAGCUCACACAUUGGAAUUAGUAGAGGGAUCGAAGAAUAAGCAAGAGCAUGCGAAGUAUACAGCACUCAAAAAAGUCGGCAAAAAAGUAAACGUGGCAGCUACAUUACCAUCGUGCGUAUUUUGCGAAGGUCAACAUCAUGUAUCGAAAUGUGAGAAGUUUCAGAAGUUGUCAGUUUCAGAAAAGAGGGAAGAAGUAAGAAAGCGACAGUUAUGUUUUAAUUGUUUGCGUAAAGGUCAUUAUAUUCAAGCGUGUAUAGCCUCUACUUGCAAGGUAUGUUCGAAAAAGCAUAACACGAUUUUGCAUAUGGAUCAAGGAGAGCAGAUAGAAAACAAGACCACAACAGGGAUGAACAGCAAAGACAAAUCCAACACAACAGGUUUAUCAAAGGAAUUAAGGGCUAAUACAGAAGCAUCGGGUAAAGAAGCAGCAGUGAUAGUGCAUACAACGCGACUUACCGAAUCUAUAGUUUUCAUAGCUACAGCUAAAAUAUACGUCAUGGACUAUGAAGGAAAUUGGAGAGUCUGUCGAGCCAUGCUGGAUCCAGGCUCACAAAGUAAUAUCAUCACCAAGGACUUAGCAAGAAAAUUAAAGUUAAAGGGAAACAGAGUUGAGGUGCCAAUUAGCGGUAUAAGUCAAACGCAAAUUACAGCGAAAGAAUCAACUAGCAUACGAAUCAAGUCGAUGCAUAAUGAGUUUUCGGCAGAAUUAGAUUGUUUAAUAAUGCCAUCCAUAACGGAAAGGUUACCACACAUCAAGGUUAAUACGCAUAACUGGGAUAUUCCAGAAGAAUUGAAUUUAGCAGAUCCAAGUUUUAAUUUACCAGGAACAAUAGACAUCCUUCUAGAAAGCAGCCACUUUUGGACAUUAAUGAGUGCUGGACAAAGAGAACUCAACGAUUCCUUGCCUAGGCUGCAAGAGACGCAGCUAGGUUGGAUAGUAGGAGGUGAACUAAUAAAUCCGAGAGCAUUGAGCAACAAACGAGUUUGUAAUAUAGCAGCUAUAAAUCUAAACGAGCAGUUAAUAAAAUUCUGGAGCAUUGAGGAAUCCCCGAUUCAGCAACGGGAGAAUUUAUAUACGCCACAGGAGCAAUUAGCAGAAGAUCUGUUCUUGCAUACUGUGCGAAGAGAUCAGGAUGGCAGAUACAUAGUGCGUAUGCCAAGAGACGAGUCCAUCAAGCUAGGCAAUUCGGAGAGCAUAGCAAUCAAAAGAUUCUUAGCGAUAGAAAGAAAGCUAAAUCAGCAACCGAAGUUGAAAGCAGACUAUCAUAAAUUUGUAAAGGAGUAUGAAGAAUUAGGACAUAUGUCCAUAGUCCAACCACCAUAUUCCAUGCCAGAAAAGGAGUACUAUUACCUCCCGCAUCAACCAGUAAUCAAGAUAACAAGCUUAACAACAAAACUACGUGUAGUUUUCGAUGGAUCUUCUAAGUCAUCAACCGGCACAUCUUUAAAUCAGAAAUUGUUAAGCGGAGCCAACCUUCAGAGAGAUUUAUGGGAAAUUAUGAUUAGAUUCAGAGCACACCAGUAUGUGAUGACGGCAGAUAUUAAAAUGAUGUUCAGGCAAAUUUGGAUAGCCGAAGAAGAUAGAGAUCUUCAGAGGAUUGUUUGGAGAUAUGACGCCACGGAUCCGAUUCAGGUAUACUCAUUGAAUACCGUGACAUAUGGAACUACAUGUGCACCAUUUUUAGCCAUGCGUUGUUUAAGACAUCUAGCAACGCAGCCGGAGGCAAUGACGCGAAAGGCAGCAGCAGCAGCAUUACUUCAAGACUUUUAUAUGGACGACGUGUUAACAGGCAGUCACACAUUAAAACAAGCAAUCAAAUUAAGGAAUGAGCUAUCAGAACUACUUGGAGCAGCAAGAUUUCCUCUCAGGAAGUGGAGAGCGAGUGAUACAAGAAUAUUACAAGGUCUUUCUCAAGAGAUCGAAGAAGAUUCACUAUUGGUUUUAGAUGAUGCAGUGCCUUCGAAGACGCUAGGUUUGCUAUGGGACUCAUCUAAAGAUCAGUUACAAUAUUCAGUAAGUCUGACGGACAGCAAUCAAAAUACGAAACGCAGUAUUCUGUCGCAAAUUGCGAGGAUAUACGAUCCAUUAGGAUUAAUAGGGCCUGUGUUGAUCGUAGCCAAAAUAAUUAUGCAAAAUUUAUGGAAACUAGAUGUAGGUUGGGAUGAUCCGGUUCCGCCAGCUUUUUACGAAGCAUGGUCUAAUUACUAUGCUUCGCUUGAAACGCUUAACCAAUUCCGGAUAUCCAGAAACUUCAACCCACAAAACAGCAAGCAAUCAUUCACGCUCCAUGGGUUUGGAGACGCCUCGGAAAAGGCGUAUGGCGCUAGCAUCUACUGCGUCUAUGAAACGAAGCAAGGAGAACGCAAAUCAUACCUCAUGUGUUCCAAAGCAAAGGUAGCACCUCUAAAAACGAUCUCGCUACCUAAACUAGAACUAUGUGCAGCACUUAUAUUAGCUCGAUUGCUAGCAGCAGUAAUAAAGGCUAUGAAGCAUACAAUCAAAGAUGUCCAUCUGUGGAGUGACUCCACUAUAGUGCUGUGUUGGCUAGAUACACUUCCUCACAAAUUAAAGACAUAUUACGCAAAUCGAGUCACAGAAAUACAUGAACUUAUACCAGAAGCCAAGUGGCAUCAUGUGCCUUCAGCCCAGAACCCUGCCGACAUGUUGUCAAGAGGAACUACAGUCGAUCAGUUGAGAUCAAAUAGCUUGUGGUGGCAUGGCCCUACAUGGCUCGCACACGAAGAUCAAUGGCCUAAGCCAAUCGCAAAUGUACCAACUGCUAAAAUAGAACUACGGAAAGAAAAUGUAUUUGUAGCAGCAGAGUCUCGACAGGAUGUUCUUCAGAGAUAUUCUUCCUUCAGCAAACUCAAGAGAAUUAUAGCAUAUUGUCUACGAUUUAGGGAUAUUCUGUCAAAUCAACGCAAUUUUAAUGCUUUAAAUCCCGAGGAACUUAACAGAGCAGAACUGAUUAUCAGCCGCAUGGUGCAAGCGGAACGGUUCCCGCGAGAAGCAUGUUCAUUACAGCAAGGAAAAGAAGUACCUGCUAAUAGUCAAUUAGCUGCACUCAACCCCUUUUUGGAUGAAGCAGGAGUCAUCAGAGUAAGGGGCAGAUUAAAACACGCAGACCUUCCAUACAAUCAGAGGCAUCCGAUUGUUCUACCAGCGAGACAUCACAUCACGGAGAUCUUAUUAAGACAAGAGCAUAUUAAAUUACACCACUGUGGGCCUCAGCAGCUGUUAGCAGACAUCAGGACGCGAUAUUGGCCUCUUUCGGGAAGACGAGAAGCUAGAAAGAUUGUGAGACGAUGUAUAUCGUGCUUUAGAUACCGACCAAGCAUUCCCAAAUUGAAGAUGGCAGAUUUACCAGCAUUUAGAGUUACCACCGAUAUCAGACCAUUUAACGUUUGUGGAAUUGACUUCGCGGGUCCAUUUAGCCUUCGAGAAAGCAAGAGAAGAGGUAACCUUCCUAUCAGCAAAGCCUACGUAGCAGUUUUCGUUUGCUUUAAAACGAAAGCUGUACAUCUUGAAUUAGUUAGCAGCCUAUCAACUGAGGACUUCAUGUCCGCCUUUCGACGCUUUUGUGCAAGAAGGGGAACGUGCUCUCAUGUGUACUCGGACAAUGGCACUAACCUGGUAGGUGCUGCAAACGAGCUUAAGGAAAUCUAUGAGUUUCUCAAGACGCAGGAGUCUUGCAUCGCGACAAGAUUGGCAACGCAGAAUAUAAAGUGGCACUUCAUACCUCCCCGAUCGCCACAUUUCGGAGGACUUUGGGAGACUGCCGUUAAAAGCGUCAAACGCCAUUUAUGA
Messenger RNA from Trachymyrmex cornetzi, 3849 nucleotides. RefSeq lists its product as uncharacterized. The record is from RefSeq and is a predicted model, not a curated record. Gene Ontology annotation, molecular function: nucleic acid binding. Gene Ontology annotation, biological process: DNA integration. NCBI's taxonomy places the organism in Eukaryota, Metazoa, Arthropoda, Insecta, Hymenoptera, Formicidae. Bases 1 to 3849 code for a protein of 1282 amino acids. The transcript has a single exon.